AUGGAAGAGUUGCCGUUGUCACCUUCUGUCGAAGGUCCACAUUUUCAGGCUAUAGUUUCGUCAAAGGGUAUAGUCAUAUACAACAUCCUGAGACUUUGGGUGUAUCUUGAAACACUUGUCGAGCCAUCAACGCCGGAAGAAGACCUCCAAAUUGGGGCGGGAACUGUGGACGACAUUCUGCUUCAAAACAUACCAGAACGAUAUUUAAAGACGCAAGAAUCGAGACUUUCAUCGUUGUCAUUCCUUACAGUCAUGAGUGGUAUACUCAUCAAUGAGGUAUCCUCAACACCCACUCCAUUCGUUCAUCAUAACAAACGAGACAUGGAUGUCAAUGGCAAAUGGGACGCAGCAUAUGCAAAGGCCAAGACCGCAUUAACCUCCUACAAUCUCACACAAAAAGUCUCUCUGGCUACUGGUGAGUUCGACCACUGGGAAACGAAUCAUCUAUCUCUAACCAAAAUUAGGUGCUGGUUGGCAAGCUGGGCCCUGCGUGGGCAACAUCCCCGCUGUGAGUAUGAUUCAUAUGUGAUAUUAAGCACCUCUAACUCGUCCCUAAAGAUUCCUGAACAAAACUUCCCCGGGUUAUGUCUCCAAGACAGUCCAUUGGGUAUAAGAUUGGCCACCGAAGUCAGCGCGUUCCCAGCUGCUAUUAAUGCAGCUGCGACAUUCAACCGAGACCUCAUCUAUCAGCGUGGUGAGGCAAUGGGCGCUGAGUUCAGAGGAAAAGGCAUCCAUUGGAAGGUGGACGAGCGUGGGAAGGCUGGGCAGCUGAUCCCUAUCUUGCCUCCGUUGGCAGCGUAG
Molecule: messenger RNA, 801 nt
Organism: Acaulospora colombiana
Lineage: Eukaryota; Fungi; Glomeromycota; Glomeromycetes; Diversisporales; Acaulosporaceae
Source: the annotation of a GenBank genome assembly